UCAUUAUUUUAGCUAAAUGAUUUCUUUAAGAAAAGCCUUACAAACUGAUGUUUUCACAGCACAAGAUGAAAGAUUACUGUAUGCGCUUCAUGUAUCUAGGAUUAGUAAACGCAAAAAGCAUGCCCUUUUGUGUAUAUCAGCAAAUAAUGAAGGAAAUCAGAUUUUCAUCUAUAAAAUUAAAAAGAUAGAAAAAAAUGAGGCCUUUAGAAAAAUUGCUUGUUGGCCUUUAACAAGUUUAAAGAAAAUUGAUUGCCAUUGUGAUGAUCCAGAAUCUUUGACAUUUGAUAUUUACUUUGAAAAAGCUUAUUUAUGGGAAGCAAAUAAUAUUAAUGAAAAGGAAACUUUCUUAACAACUUUAUAUAAAAUGUGUAAAAGGCAUCUUGCCCCACUAGAAAUGAUGCCUGUGUUUCUACAUCCACCUUCCAGUCUUGAAGAUGAUUUAAUAGGAACUCCAAUAAAACCCCAAUCUUUAUCAAAAGAUAAGGAAAUAAAAUCCAGUUCUAAUCUUGCAGAAAAUAGCUUUAAUAAUGGAAUAUCAUAUCAAAUAAUUUCAAAGAAGGAAGAAAAAGAUUUAGAGAAAUUAAUGAAUGAAUUUGAUAAAGACAAGACCUUUGUUGACAUUGAAGCUUUUUCAGAAAAACUCGCAAAAGAGUUGAGUGUUUUGGAUGGUGUCAACAUAUAUUCCCUCAUGGGGUCGGAACUCGAUAUGAGCCAACUCAUGAAAAUUGUAGAUGGCGCGCUAACACAAGUUGAAAUUCUGGAGCACAAGUUAAUGGACUGGGACGAGACGUGCCUCAAUCACGUCCGGGGUCACAUGGACCUCAUGGACGAAAAGGAUAAUGCCAUCCACCUGGUCGAUAAAAACAAAACUGCCCUCAAGCAAGAACUCACCGAAUUGAUUGAAAAUCUAGAUUACCCUUCCCACUUUAAAAAAGUGCUCGCCGAUGAUGAUCUAAACGUAACGGAAAGGAUUAAGGAGUUUAACAGGGCGGCUUAUGAACUUCAAAAAUCGAUAACGUAUUCUCGAUCUAAUAUUGCCUUGAAAAAAAUGAAAGCAGUUCAUGAAAAAUACACCGAAUUUGAGACAUUGCGAAUAAACUUUUCCAAAAAGUUGCUACACCAUCUGAUAUCCAUUUUCAAUAAAGUGAAUAACAAGAUAUUCGCAUCCUUAAAUAUUAAUACCACAACCGCAUAUUCUAAUACAAGCAACCACAACCAAUUGGGUGCUAAGGAUGAAAAGUCUAUUCUAAAUAACAUAGUAACGUUGAGUAAUCUCAAGAGCAAGUCUCUGAAAGAGUCAUGUUCUCCUUUUCGGGAAUUGAUCAAAUGGCUUAAGUUAGCUUCGCCCGAUAUUUACAUAGAACUGAUUAAGGCUUACGUUACUAUAUAUUCCAGCACUUACGAGAGAGAAAUUAAAGAAUUUUUCGAUAAGUGCAAAUCCGUUCUCAUUUCUCACGCGUCCCCCGCCAUUAACUCACUCGCGCCUUCAAAUGUUAACGAAAAUAACCCUCUGCAUAAGCGGUCUCUAACUCUUCACAGCUCAGGUGUCCAUAGUAAAAUGAGCGUUACUCAUAUCGAAAGCGGCCGAUCUGAUAUGAAGAGAGAUAAUUGGCUUAAGGAGAUAGGCUCUCUUAAUCAAUCAAUAAAUUCCACGUUAAAUCACGGUAUCGAUUUUAAAACGUUAUUCGAUAAGGUUAUAUCAAAUAUCACAAACGUUAUAAGAGAAGAACAAGAAUUCGUUAUAUCGCAGUUUGACCUUACCCGCGAAGCGCCUAUAAGCUUGCAAGAAGACAUUCCUACUCAAACUUUUCCUCUCUCAUCAUCCUCGACUCGACAUACCAGCGUCGGUCAAGAAAGAAAAUUACCUCAAAAUCAAUCAAAAAUAUUCGCUAAAUCCAUCAUUUUGAAUUCCACAUUGUCAAGCACGGCCAAUAAUACUAGUUACGAUUCAAAGGACGCUAAGGCUGUCAAUGAGUAUGGCUCCGCUGGUAUUAACAAUGGAAUAGAGGGCGUUAAUUAUUCUAUGCAGCCCUCCGAUUUUGCCUCGGAUAUGACCGAUAAGGAAUUCCUGAUUUUAUUAUUUCCAACGCUCCCUGCCGACAUGGAUUCAUUCUUGAUCAAUAGCGACAGGAUGUCUAAAUUUUAUUCACUCCGCGCAUUAGUCAAGUUGAUGGAUUAUUUUAUCUUGCAAAAUGUCAACGGCAAUAUUUCCAAUUCGUCAUAUAAUGACCUCUCAUCUGCCUACGCCAGGUUGCUGCUAUUGAAUAGUAUGAUAUUAUCGAAGCGACACAUGGAUAAAUUUAUGAACUCUAUCAUCAAAAAUAUGGAGGACCCAAAGAACAUCAGACAAAUCAAUAAAUCAAACUAUGGUGGGGGUGUUCUCAAUUUUGUCACCGAAUUUCCGAAACUAGCCGAUAAUCUAGAAGCUAUUUUUAAGUCGGCCGAUCUGGAUGGUUAUAAUAGCAAGCGGAGAGAAAUGGAUAAAUGGUACACCCUACUGGUUAGAGCUAUGUUCAAUAACGUCAAUAAGAUCGCUUAUGAGCAAGUCAAACUGCCGAGGGAUGUCGUUCUUUUUGAAAAUUAUCACGCCAUAUUCACUGCUCUGUCAUAUCUUAAGAUUCCGGUUUUAGAGAUGGAAAAAAAGGAAGCCAAACAGAAAUACAAAUCGCACAUUCAUUCAUACGUUGAAUCCAUUUUGGGAAAACCGUUAGAAAAAUUGAAUGUAUUUUUUGAAGGUGUCGAAAAUAAGGUGAUGCAAGGGGUCAAAGAAAGCGAGAUAGGUUACCAAAUUGCUUUCAGUAAAACCGAACUUAAAAGGGUGAUUAAAGAAUAUUCCGGCAAAGAAGUGAAGAAGCGGUUAGAAUCAUUGUAUAAAACUGUCGAAAAAUAUAUCGGACAAGAUAAUAGCCUUUUACAAGUUGUUUGGAGAUCCGUUCAAGAAGAAUUCAUAAAACAUUAUAAGAAUUUUGAGACAUUGAUUCAUAAAUGUUAUCCCGAUUCGCAGAUCAGCAUGGAUUUUACCCUGGACGAGCUGCUAAGUUAUUUUUCGGAUAUAGCUCAACAGCAUUAAAAUUACAGAUUUUUUUAUUCAUAUUUAUUUAAUAUUGAUAUAUUUUAUUACAGUUUGGAUUGAUAAUAUUUUCAAUAAAAUUUUAUUUAACCCUAAAAAAAUGUUUGUUUAUAGUAUGAAAAAAUAAUUCACUCUAGAUUUUAAUAAAGU
This is a messenger RNA of Gordionus sp. m RMFG-2023, 3220 nucleotides long. RefSeq names its product exocyst complex component 1-like. Gene Ontology annotation, biological process: exocytosis; Golgi to plasma membrane transport. The transcript has 21 exons. The record is from RefSeq and is a predicted model, not a curated record. Gene Ontology annotation, cellular component: exocyst; plasma membrane. Lineage: Eukaryota; Metazoa; Nematomorpha; Gordioida; Chordodea; Parachordodidae. The coding region runs from base 17 to 3070 and encodes 1017 amino acids. Gene Ontology annotation, molecular function: phosphatidylinositol-4,5-bisphosphate binding.